Molecule: messenger RNA, 1059 nt
Organism: Caenorhabditis elegans
Lineage: Eukaryota; Metazoa; Nematoda; Chromadorea; Rhabditida; Rhabditidae
Gene: T22B2.3
Product: CDK5 regulatory subunit-associated protein 3
Exons: 5
Coding region: 1-1059 (352 amino acids)
Source: RefSeq, marked reviewed
AUGGGCCAAGCUCGUGGUGUAAUUCCUGACCUUAAAGUGCCCAACUAUGAUUUCCUGGAACUGAUAAGGAACCACAAGCUGCCGUCGGGAAUUCAUUCCAUUGCUCCUAUGCAUUCAAAAUUGGGUGAUUGGGAAUGCAUUCUGGCAACAUACACAAAACACGGAAGAGACGACACGCAUUUUGUUUACUAUACAAGAGAGCAUAAUGAAACAACGACAGUACCUCCUAUUUCGUCUGAAUCAAUGUGGAGAGUGAUUUUCAACACCCCUGAACAUUUUCAAUACGCUCAGGAAAUUAUCAAAACUGACUUUGUUGGCAUUCAGGACUUGAACAUCCAAAAAAAUUUGGAAUCACUUGCACUAGAGUUAUAUGGAAUUGAAACUAUCUAUAAAAAGGUUGCAGAGGAGUGCAAAAAAUGGUACAACAUUUAUUAUAACAGGAACAUCCCAUGUGUCUCCAAGUCGGAAGAAUGCAUUGAAUUCAAAAAAGUUCUCGAAUCCACCGUUCCAAUUGUUAUUCAAACAAGAUUGAAAAUUUCGGAGUACAUCAAAGAAACUGAGAAACGAGACGGCAUUGUUCAAAAACCGUACGAGAACGUUCACAAUGAAGUAAUGCAAAUACAGAGAGAUCUUGGCAAAGUUGUAAAAGUCAUCAGAGAAAAAUAUAUAUCUUCAAUCCCUGUCAAUGACAGCCGACAAAUUGAUGGUUUGCUGGCAAAUGUCGCUGUUUACAGAAAUAAAGUUGUGCAGCAGAUCGAUGGAUUAAUGGAGAAGCCAUUUCCCCUGAAGUCCGUUCAUCUGUUCAUUACGAUUGGCACUGCUGAGUACCUGAAGGAAGUGAUAAACAUUCUUGAUUUCAUCAAAAAAUUGGGAAAACUUGCCAAAGAAUCUUUGCUCGUGGUGACUAUUUUGCGAAACAGUUACAAGUACUGUUGUUCUGCACGAGCCGUGAAAGAUCGGAACAAAAUCCUUGAAUUUUUCUCUGCCGCAUCAGAAAAAAUGAAGUUUUUGAAGUACAGAGUGGAAGAGAUAUUGGAGGAGCAUCCGAAUUUGAAGUAA